Molecule: messenger RNA, 2839 nt
Organism: Myotis brandtii (Brandt's bat)
Lineage: Eukaryota; Metazoa; Chordata; Mammalia; Chiroptera; Vespertilionidae
Product: zinc finger protein 496
Exons: 9
Coding region: 415-1896 (493 amino acids)
Biological process (GO): regulation of DNA-templated transcription
Source: RefSeq, a predicted model, not a curated record
CGUUGGGGCUCUGCGGGCGGGGAGAUAAGGCGAUAUCGUCUUUCAGGGUCCUGCAUUUCUUUCUGUUCUUCCCUCCCAGGUGGAGUCGUGGAUUUCUGGAUGAGCUGGAGACGUGGCUCGGUUGGCCAGGGACGGAGUCGGGCCCAGCAGAGAGCCCGCCUCGGGAAGGACACCAGGAGGCGGGCUGGGAAGGAUGAGGGACGGCUGUGGAGACGAACGCCGCAGUAGGAGCCAUUGGAGUUAGACGCCGGGAAGGAGUUCCAGACGGUGUGAGGUCUCAAGGGCAGGAACGGUGACUUUGGCUCAGAAAUCCCAAGAUAGCAGCCUGCUUAGCUCGGCCCUCUUGGGUUUUCUCCAGGAGGAUCUGGCCACCGAAGGGUCGUCUUCUGCUGCUGACCCCCAUCAAAUCCCAUCAUGCCCACAGCCCUGUGUCCCCGAGUCUUGGCUCCGAAGGAAAGUGAGGAGCCCAGGAAAAUGAGGAGCCCACCGGGAGAGAGCCCUGGACCCCAGGGCGAGCCUCCCAGCCCCGAAUCUUCCCGACGCCUCUUCCGCCGGUUCCGCUACCAGGAGGCGGCGGGCCCCCGUGAGGCCCUGCAGCGCCUCUGGGACCUGUGCCGGGGCUGGCUGUGCCCCGAGCGGCACAGCAAGGAGCAGAUCCUGGAGUUGCUGGUGCUGGAGCAAUUCCUAGCCAUCCUGCCUUGCGAGAUCCAGGGCUGGGUGCGUGCCCAGGAGCCGGAGAGUGGAGAGCAGGCUGUGGCUGCUGUGGAGGCACUAGAAAGGGAGCCAGGGAGACCCUGGCAGUGGCUCAAGCACUGUGAGGACCCCGUGGUGAUUGACGAUGGGGAUGGCCCUCUGGACCAGGAGCAGGAGCGGCUCCCAGCAGAGGCCCAGAGCCACCUUGCAAAGAGCCAGGAAGCCCAGCCAGUGGCCCUGCCCCAGGGCCCUGGGCUCCCAAGCAGACUGCCAGGCCAGCUCAGCGGGGACCCAGUUCCUCAGGACCCAUCCCUCCUUCAGGAAGUGAGCGUGAGGGAUGGACAGCAGAUGACCUCUCUCCAGCUGCCCCUGAAACGGGUUUCUCCUUUCGAGGACAUGAUCUUCUGUUUCUCGGAAGAGGACUGGUCCCUUCUAGACCCUGCCCAGACUGGCUUCUACGGGGAAUUCAUCAUUGGAGAGGACUGUGGGGUUUCGCUGCCUCCAAGUGACCAAGCAGCCCAGCAGGACCUCUCCCAGGGUGAGAAGAACGAGCCAUGUGUUCCCGAGCUGCAGGACCUCCAGGGCAAGGGUGCUACCCAGGUCUCCUACUUGGACUUUCCAAGUCUCCAGCCAUUCCAGGUCGAAGAAAGAGGAAAACAGGAUGAGCUACAGGGACCAGAGUCCCAGGCCUGCGAGCAGACGACACUUGCUCAGAGCACCUGCCCAGCUGGAGAUGAUUCACCGCCCCCUAAGAACAGCCUGGAUGAGGAGGUGACCAUCGAGAUCGUCCUAUCCAGCUCUGGGGAUGAAGACUCCCAACUGGGCCCCUACUGCACAGAUGAGACACGGAGCCCCUUGGGGAAGCAAAACGGCACCCCCAUGCCUCAGCAGAAUGGCCUCUCUGUCGGGGGCGAGGUGCAUACCUCUGGGAAGUCCUAUGUGUGCCCCAACUGCGGCAAGGUCUUCCGCUGGAGGGUCAAUUUCAUCCGACACCUGCGCAGCCGCAGGGAGCAGGAGAAGCUGCACGAGUGCUCGGUAUGUGGGGAACUGUUCAGUGACAGCGAGGACCUGGACGGGCACCUGGAAGCCCACGAGGCCCGGAAACCUUUCCGGUGUGGCGCCUGCGGAAGAGCUUCCGCCUCAACUAGCACCUGCUCUGCCACAGGCGGGUCCACCUGCCGCCCACCGGGCCCCUGCCGGUGAUUGGGAGCGAGCAGGGGGCGGCAGAGUCCACAGGUGGGGGGCCUGAUGCAUCGCUGGCUGAGGGCCGGGCCGGCUGAGCAUCCAGUGCUAUGACUGCGGGAAGCUGUUCCAGCGACCUGAACACCUGGCGAGGCACCGCAGCAGUGUGCACGGUAAGGACCGGGCACGGCCCUUUCGGUGCCGGUACUGCGUCAAAAGCUUCCUGCACAACUCCGACCUCCUGCGCCACCAGCGCCUGCAUAUGAAACGCCGCUCCAAGCAGGCUCUCAACUCUUACUGACUGACGCCAGGCACUCCCGGGACGUACCUGCCCCUGGACAGACCUCACCUUCCCACCCUUUGCUCUCAGGUAGAAAUGAGAUAGUGAUCAACUGAGCAUUUCUUUUGUCUCUGCUGUGCCAAAAAGCAGGGAGGGAGGUGCAUAACCAGCUUGGACUCGCCCGGUGUUUCUGGGUCAGAAGAGAGCCCUGUCCAGUGCUUCCCAAGCGGUCUAAGGGACUGGACUGCCCCAACUGCAGUGACCAUUUGGGGUUUGUCCCUUGCCACCAACUCACUAUACUCCCAUGCUGCCUUGUCUGAACCCCUGCCCGUAUCUUGAGGUUCUAGGGUGACUGUACUUCCCAUCUGAGAGCAAGAAGCUGUGGGCGAGAGAAAGGCAGGGAGUGCAUGUGGGCAGCAAGGCCAGGCACACCAAUCCUGCCAUGUCACCAGCUGACCCAAAGAACACCCGCUGUUACCAGGCAGCCCUGUCAGGGUCAGAAGCCUCUGGGGCACUGUACAGCUGCUUGCGAAGGGGAAUUGUGUCAUACUUUUAUUUGCGAAGGCAGCUGCUUAUUAGGGAUUUUGAGUUCACUGAGGGCAAUGCCCACCUUUUAUUUGUUGCACACCCUGCUCAAAUGUCAUUUCUUUGUACCUGAAGGACCCGGUAAAUGGUUGUAGGGUA